This is a messenger RNA of Anolis carolinensis (green anole), 876 nucleotides long. It is a transcript of the gene mfap2, whose product is annotated as microfibril associated protein 2. Gene Ontology annotation, biological process: embryonic eye morphogenesis. Gene Ontology annotation, cellular component: microfibril. The transcript is spliced from 9 exons. NCBI's taxonomy places the organism in Eukaryota, Metazoa, Chordata, Lepidosauria, Squamata, Anolidae. The coding region runs from base 151 to 696 and encodes 181 amino acids. The record is from RefSeq and is a predicted model, not a curated record.
CCCUCGCCCCCCCCCCCCCCCCCAGCCAGGCUCCUCUCCCCUCUUUGCAAACCAGGCAGAAGAGGUCCAGCCGGCUUUGGGCGCAGAGCAACAGAGAGAGAGAGAGAGAGAGAGACUCCGGACCGGUGGCGCACUCGCACUCGCUUCCUGAUGAGAAUGAAGACCGUGUCCCUCGUCCUGCUCUGCCUCCCAGCCCUCCUGGCCCAGGGGCAGUACGACAUCGAGGACCCGGCCUACCAUGACACCCCCUACGCCCCCUACGAAAUAGAGAGCCAGGACUACUACGACUACGCCGCCGGCAACGACCUCUCCCCACAGACCCCCCAGGAGCAGCACCAGUUCCAGUCCCAGCAGCAGAACCAGCAGGAGGUCAUCCCCGCCCCCACCCACGAUGUUGCCGAGACGGAGCCCACGGAGCCCGGACCUUUGGACUGCCAGGAGGAGCAGUACCCUUGCACCCGGCUCUACUCGGUCCACAAGCCCUGCAAGCAAUGCCUGAACGAGAUCUGCUUCUACAGUCUCCGCAGGGUUUACGUGAUCAACAAGGAGAUUUGCGUCCGCACGGUCUGUGCCCACGAGGAGCUCCUCAGAGCGGACCUUUGCCGCGACAAGUUCUCCAAGUGUGGGGUGCUGGCCACGAGUGGCCUGUGCCAGACCGUGGGCCUCUCUUGCGCCCGGAGCUGCGGCGGGUGCUGAACCCCUUCGAUGCCAAAGGAAGCGGCUAAAGGACCCCCGGAUCGGUUCACGGCCCCCCUCGCGUUUUGUAUCCCUCGGCACGAGUUCUUUGUUACGAGCCCCGAGCGGCGGGUUCGACUCGCCGACACCCUUUUUUGUAUGAGCGACUGCCCCUACCAUUAAAACGAGAACAAGUGUCCA